CCGCGGCUGCUUUGUUGCCUCUGGGCCGCCGGCACCAUGCACACUCAGGGCUCCGCGGGCCCGGGCGACGCGCGUGCGGUGGACAUCAUGGACAUCUGUGAGUCAAUCCUGGAGAGGAAAAGGCAUGAUAGUGAAAGGUCUACAUGCAGUAUCUUGGAGCAGAAUGACAUCGAAGCAGUUGAGGCUCUUGUUUGCAUGAGCUCCUGGGGUCAAAGAUCCCAGAAAGGUGACCUGUUAAAGAUAAGACCCCUCACACCUGUCUCUGACCCUGGGGACGUCACCAGCACUGUGCAUGUGGACACAGCCACACCUGAGCUACCAAAGGACUUCGACUCUUUAUCGACUCUGUGCAUGACUCCUCCUCAGAGCCCUGAUCUUGUGGAGCCAUCGACAGGGACGCCUGUUCCUUCCCAAGUAACUGAUUCCAAAGCAUGCACGGUCAAGACCAUCACCCCAGCUUCUGCUGGGGCAGCCAAAGUGCUGAGCAGGAAGGCGGAGAGGGGCCUUCCGGAUCUGAAGACAGAGUCACUGGAGCCAGCCUCCAGUAACCCCUGCAGGCCCAUGGUGACAAGUGUCAUCCGCCACACAGGGGAGAGCCCUGCUUCUGGUCAGAUGCCUACUGCCCAGAUUCCAGAAUGCCAACUUUCUGUCGACAGAGAAGGAGAAGCACAGUUUCUGGGACAUCCUGAAGCUUCGCCGGGCACACAGCUCACAGACAGUCUACCGAACGCUAACUCAGUGUCGUGUCAGCCUUGCUUGCACAAGUCUGGUGGCCUGGUCCCCGUUGACAAAGGCCAGCAGACAGGGUGGCCUGUCGCAAUUCAAACCUGCUCACCAAAGAAUUAUGAAAGUGACUUGCCAAGGAAAGCAACUCCUCUGAUUUCUGUCCCUGUCCCCAGUUCCCCUGUCUUUUGCCAAAUGAUCCCUGUGACUGGACAGAGUGGCAUGUUCUCAGCUUUUCUGAAACCUCCUCCCCAAGUGUCUGCAGGGACUGUCAAACCCAUCCUUCCCCAUGCUGCUGCAGUGCCCCAGCCUGUGUUCGUGGGACCGCCUGUGCCUCAGGGAGCUGUGAUGCUGGUCCUACCCCAGGCGGCCCUCCCCCAGCCUGCCACCUCGGCGUCCAGUGUCGUGGCUGUGGGGAAUAGCAAGUUCUUGCCCCUCGCCCCUGCCCCGGUGUUCAUUGCCUCCGGUCAAAACUGUGCCCCUCAGGUAGACUUUUCCCGAAGGAGAAAUUAUGCUUGCAACUUCCCAGGUUGCCGGAAAACCUACUUCAAAAGUUCCCACCUCAAGGCUCAUCUUCGCACCCACACAGGAGAGAAGCCUUUUAACUGUAACUGGGACGGCUGUGAUAAAAAAUUUGCUCGAUCCGACGAACUGUCUCGCCACCGGCGAACUCACACCGGGGAGAAGAAGUUCGCGUGCCCCGCGUGCGAGCGGCGCUUCAUGCGCAGCGACCACCUGACCAAGCACGCCCGGCGCCACGUGACCACCCGGAAGGCCCCGGGCUGGCAGGCGGAGGUGGGCCGGCUCAGCGCGCUCGCCUCGGCCGAGAAGCCGGGGGCCCCGGGGGCCGUGCCGGCCUCCGCCUGAGAGCUCGGCCGGGGAGCUGCCCGGCAGCUGGAGGAGGCGUUUUUCAGGAUUGGAACUG
Enhydra lutris kenyoni (northern sea otter) is the source of this 1648-nucleotide messenger RNA. It is a transcript of the gene KLF11, whose product is annotated as Kruppel like factor 11. The record is from RefSeq and is a predicted model, not a curated record. The coding region runs from base 37 to 1590 and encodes 517 amino acids. Lineage: Eukaryota; Metazoa; Chordata; Mammalia; Carnivora; Mustelidae. The transcript has 4 exons. Gene Ontology annotation, biological process: regulation of transcription by RNA polymerase II. Gene Ontology annotation, molecular function: RNA polymerase II cis-regulatory region sequence-specific DNA binding; DNA-binding transcription factor activity, RNA polymerase II-specific.